Messenger RNA from Ectocarpus siliculosus, 3178 nucleotides. Lineage: Eukaryota; Phaeophyceae; Ectocarpales; Ectocarpaceae. The record is from the annotation of a GenBank genome assembly.
AUGAUAUCGGUUUGCUGGGCCGGAGAGAACCUCGCGACGUUCAUCAAGACUUUGAAGUUCUUGGAGCUAUUCGCGUCGAACAUGCUGGCCAUCACCAACCUGGCCAUCUGCGUCAACCUCUCCCUCAUCGUCAUGUCUCGUCGACCGCAAUCUCACGUCAAAAGCAUCAGCACGCACAAGCUAGUGCUCCUGUUCCUAGCCCUCUCGGCGGGACUCGCCGCCAUCGCCGUGCCGUUCUGGGGUUUAACGGUGCUGUCCGGCACUGGGUUUUGGGAGUUGGGCGAGAACAAGCGAGAUCACGAGUUCGUCAUGAUCUCCACCUUCAUGGUCGAGUUCCUCGUCGGGAUCUGCAUGUUCGUCAUUGUGUCCUGGCUGCUGUUGUUCCGGAUGACGGAGAUCAAGGAGUGCUGGAUGAUGCACGCCUGCCUCCGCUACUACUUCGGCCUGACUCUGCUCGGAACCGUCGGAAACUUGACCCUCGGCGUGUGCGGCACGAUCUACGUCAUCAGCGAUAUGGCAUGGCCGUUGCUCAUGAUCUUCAGCUGGGGGUUUCGCCAAGUCCGCAUCGCUCUGGACACGAUCGUCCUGCACAGCGUGCUGGCGACGAAGAGCGUCGACGAGCGCGCCGAGACGCCCCCUACCGAUGGCGCCUCCCCCGCCCCCCCUCCCGCGAGUUCUCGAGGGUCUCGGCGGCUCGGAGGGGCCCACCGCCGAUGACGGUGUCGUUUCGGGCAGACGGUGUCGUUUCGGGCAGACGGUGUCGUUUCGGGCAGACAGUGUCGUUUCGGGCACACGGCGUCGUUUCGGGCAGGGGUUCCUUCCCUCCCUCCCUCCGAGAGCGACCGGAAGACGUGUCAUACGUUGUCGAUCAAUCGGGGCUUGAGGGCGAUGGCCGGGGUCAAGCGUGUCAAGCCUCGAGACCCAAAGCCGCGACAUUCGCUCGACAAGAAGCGUGCCGGUUCGUCCUCGUUCUCGUUCGGGAGAACCUCCCGACGAGCCACCGUGUGGCUAUGGGGCUGAUCUGGACGGCUUGGGGUCUCUUUUUUGGUCUGGUAAACGGCGAGAGGGAAAGAAAGGUUCCUGAUUGGCUGGGAUUGGUGACGGGAGUUUUGAAGGAACUGGAUCUACUGUGAGGUGGAUUUUUUUCUAUUGUUGGAUUUUUUUUUUUUGUCCCAUCGUGCUCGUGCUUACGAACACGUGGUUUUCUCUAAAAGACGGCGGUCUUUACGGAGUGAGUGUUGAAUGCGAUCGACGUUGGUUGCAUACCGUGUCGUGUGCGCCGAAGCAUUUGUUCCGUGCGAAUACCUGACUGACUCAUGCGACAAGGUUUUGGCGGUUUUGGAUGUUUUCGAAGUCAUGGCCGGGAAAAAUCUUGUUCUGGGGGUGGGCGACCUGGCUUGUACUGCGGUGCCUACCGUCGAUGCAUUGCCGUGAGGAGUGUACACCGGGAACCCCCCAACAUGUUUGAGUCUGGAGGUAUACAUGUAGACUAGUCCAGAGGGUAGCUCUAGACUUGACGCACCUGGUUUGCCACGGCGAGCGAGGUGCUUAGAUCGUAGCUGCAGAAGCCUUGUAAAUUAGCACCUUUGUUAGGGGGGCAUGCUGCGGGUUGUUGAUAGAUUGGAUCACCUCAGGCAGAGAGAUGUAUAUAUAUAUUUACCUCGUACCAGGAGAUGAAGAGCGUGAGCGCCUAGAACAGCCGAGAAGGUUUAUCUUGACUUUUGUGAGUCGACAGUUUUUCGGCCGCACCUAUUCGAUCGAUUUCAAUAAAGGCACCGUCGUUUUCAUUUGACUCCAACGUCUGUCGGAGCUGUGACUAUAGGGCCGGUAGUAUUGUUCUGGGGGGUCAGUGGGUUGAAGCUUGAGGUGGUCGGACACCCCGCACAGGGUCGGACCCUUGCUAUACAAAAUUGAUUUCCCGGCGAGCAUAUAGUUGUUUGGUGGCCGCUGUAGGAGCAUUGUUCACACGUGAUGACUGCUGAAGUUGUUCCACCGAAAGCCUAGCAAAAUGGCGUUUUAUUUCAUUUGCGCUCUUCGCCCUUUUAAUUUUCGAUUAGGCGUGCGUGGUUGCUGUUGAUGGGUCACGCUUUGGUGCAGGGUUGCGCAUGCUUUCGUGGGAGGGAUCAGAGUGUAGAGAUUAUAGACGGUACAUGAUUUAUUUGUGCCUGGGUUUACGCGGGAGGUUCAACUCUUGAAGAUAUAUAUACUCUGUAUUGAAUACGUAAGUCUGAAGCAGCCCGCUCACGGUGGAGGAUCUCCCUGUGCUUGAGUUUGCCAAAGGCCGAGGCAAGGGCGAGCAUGAACUGUUGCUCGAAAAGUGAGGAAGGCGUUGUUUUGGGUAGGUGUCACCGCGAUCAGGGAUUUGCGAGCUAGUGGGGUUGGUGUGUUUGCUUCGCGUGGCUUGGAGUCGUCGGCAGGGUUUCCCUUUCCCUUCACUAUCGAUCUUCCUCUGCAUCAGACAAACUUUUUUUGCUCCUUUCUUGUUAUAUUUCCAUGUUUGUUUGCUCCAUUGAGGUAGGUAAACUACAGUGGUAGCGCUAUACGUGUCUCCUGCUUUGCGUGAGAGAACAUCCCCCCUAUUGUCUACUGUUGAUUCCUGCUGUUGUUUUUUUUAUGUUUGCUCCUUGGCGGCAUGUAGACCACCGUACGUAGCGUUUUUACGUGCCCCCUACUUGGUAGGAGAGAACCCUCUUCCCUGGUAUACUAUUACUGAAAACUCAUACGAUCUGUUAGCGCCUUUUCGGUGUGUAGACUACGGUAAGUAGCACUCCGUGUGUGUUUCCCCUGCUUUGCGUGAGUGAGAGGAACUCUCUUCUCUGCUCCUUUCUUCGAUGUUCUUUACAUGUACAAUAAAUUGCUGCUUUCCGGAAGUAUGUAGGCUAGCACCUACGUGUCUCAUUGUAACGCCGGCAGCGGGGGACAACGUCCGACCUACUACUGUACGCGUCUGUGUCGAGUCCUUCCGUUCUGGUGAUUCCGUAUCUACCCCCGCGCUGCCACGGGUAGGUGUUGCGUGGGUCGAACAAUUAUUCUGAAGCUUGCAUGUACGUGUUUUCUUGUUGGCAACCGGCGGCCUCUCUCGGGUUCGGCGGAAGCUUUAGACUACUACGCCAACGUUGUUGUUUUCGUAAAGGCGGAAUAGUGUUGUUAUUGUGGAGGCUGACACCCAGGAUAUGUG